Molecule: messenger RNA, 916 nt
Organism: Saccoglossus kowalevskii
Lineage: Eukaryota; Metazoa; Hemichordata; Enteropneusta; Harrimaniidae
Source: RefSeq, a predicted model, not a curated record
AUUAGAACUGCAUACAGCCUUCCUCAGAUGUAUUGACGCUUACGUCACAGUGAAGAAUGGCAGCCACUAACAGAUACGCGAUCUUUUGGUCUCUGAUUUGUUUACAUAUUGCAGGUGUAUCCGGUGGUACAUGUGCGGGCUAUUCCGAUUACAGUUCAUAUCAUGAAGCAUUUGAAUGCCCAAGCUCGACUGACGCAGAGGACAUGACCUACUGCUGUGGAAGUCAUACGUACAGAUAUUGCUGUUCUCAAGCAGACUAUGAUUUCGAUAAUGAUUUUGACAACGUUGUCGAAUCAGCAAUUGGACUUGCUGAAGGUGUCUUAAUUGCGAUUAUAAUUGGUAGCAUUGUCACCGUGAUUGUUAUAAUAGUAUCUAUAGUGGCAUGUGUGUAUUGCUGCAUCAAGGGAGCAACCAGUGAGGAUACAACUACCAUAAUACGUCAAGAAGCCCCAGCACCGGCAUACAACAUCGUGCCUCCACCAAACUAUCCACAGUCAUCUUAUGCCGUCUAAUCUACGCCAGUGUUCUAAAUUUAAACAUUUAAACACGGCUAACUAUGUAUGAAUUGCAACAUGUUUACAUUACAUUUUCAUCUCUUUAACAAGUAAUAUCCAGCAUUAUAUAAUAUUGGAUUUAGAAGGCUGUUUUGUGUGAACAAAUACAAAUUCAUAUUUACCCAAGAAUUGAUAAAUGUACUAUUUGUUUAAAUUACUGGGAUAACACAAUCACUUUUUGUUUAAAUUACUGGGAUAACACAGUCAUUUUUUGUUUAAAUUACUGGAUAACACAUUCGUAUUUUGUUUAAAUUACCGGGAUAACCAUGUGAUGUUAUUACUUAUUGUACUUUUCAGUGACCUUAUUGGUGUACUUGCAAAUUCAGUGUUGUGUCAAUAAAUAAAUGUAUAAUGUAAAUGUG